AUGACAAUUUCCAGGAUAGCCUGCCUAUGGCUUCUCGCGGUCGUUCUAGUCUAUGUGAAUGCCCUGCGAGUGGAAAAGAGUCAAGAGUUUCCGCUGGGAUCUGAGAUCGAAAACCUCGCCGUCAGGCCGUCGGGUUCCAUUCUGGCAGUCGUUUACACAUUCCCACGCGUCUACGAAGUGGCUCCUGUCGCGAAUGCCGAGCCAAAGCUUGUGCACACUUUCGAGAAUACCAAUGGCGUUUCCAGUAUUGCCAAAUCACCAAACUCGGAUGAAUACUUCCUCAUUACCGGCAACUUCUCUUUCCAGACUUUGAGUCCAACCCCUGGCUCGUACGCGAUCCACAAAUUGUCAUUUGACAAGUGCGACAAGUCGGUCGUCAAGCAACUGGCAUCGCUGGAUGCUAUUUCUCAGCCCAAUGGGAUGAUUGCGGUUCCUGGAACGCCCUACGUUCUGAUCGCAGAUACGCGCGAGGGAUUCAUCUACCGUUUCGACACCCAAACCUUUCAAUUGGGCGUCUACUACGAUGAUCCCUUACUAAAGCCUGGUACUACAAGCGGCGUGGUAUUCGGCGUCAACGGCAUCAAGCUCUCAAGAGGAUACCUCUAUUUCAGCAACACCAACCAACAGUUGGUCGCCCGUGUGAAAGCUUCAGGGAACGAAGAUGUCCUCCAUGGAACCCCGGAAAUCGUGGCAACCCAGACCCCAAUUGACGAUUUGAUUGUCAAUAAAUACAAUGGCGACAUCUAUCUCGCCGAACUUAGCGGAAACGCUCUUGGCUUUGUGCCACGUGGGGCAAACACCACCGUCCCGGAGACUCUUCUCGGCGGCAUUAACAGCACAGCUAUUUUGGCGCCUACAUCAGUCGUUUGGGCAAAGGGUGCGGAAGGCCGAACACUCAUCGUCUCGGAGACUGGCGGUUUUGAGCAAUUUGUGACACACAAUUACACAGGUGGUGGCAGGAUCAACAUAAUUCACUUGGAGUAA
This is a messenger RNA of Colletotrichum abscissum, 984 nucleotides long. RefSeq lists its product as uncharacterized. Bases 1 to 984 code for a protein of 327 amino acids. The record is from RefSeq and is a predicted model, not a curated record. The transcript has a single exon. NCBI's taxonomy places the organism in Eukaryota, Fungi, Ascomycota, Sordariomycetes, Glomerellales, Glomerellaceae.